Molecule: messenger RNA, 357 nt
Organism: Zygosaccharomyces rouxii
Lineage: Eukaryota; Fungi; Ascomycota; Saccharomycetes; Saccharomycetales; Saccharomycetaceae
Gene: VMA7
Product: H(+)-transporting V1 sector ATPase subunit F
Exons: 1
Coding region: 1-357 (118 amino acids)
Biological process (GO): proton transmembrane transport
Cellular component (GO): proton-transporting V-type ATPase, V1 domain; fungal-type vacuole membrane
Molecular function (GO): proton-transporting ATPase activity, rotational mechanism
Source: RefSeq, a predicted model, not a curated record
AUGACUGACAAGAGGACAUUGAUAGCAACGAUCGCUGAUGAAGACACUAACACAGGUCUUCUACUAGCUGGUGUAGGUCAGAUCACCCCGGAAACUCAAGAUAAGAAUUUCUUUGUGUAUCAAGAAGGUAAGACAACAAGAGAAGAUGUAAGGCAGGCAUUUGAUAAAUUUACAAAGGAUAGAGAUGAUGUUGCCAUCCUUUUGAUCAAUCAACACAUUGCAGAAUUGAUUAGAAGCGAUUUGGAUGGGUUUACAUCCGCAUUCCCUGCUGUUUUAGAGAUCCCAUCGAAGGAUCAUCCUUACGAUCCUGAAAAGGAUAGCGUUUUGAAAAGAGUUAGGAGGUUAUACGGUGAAUAA